AUUGUUCCAUUUAAUUCCAUUCUUCCUCACUUUUUCCAAAACUCCAUCUACUACCAUUGACUCCUUUCGCCCUUUCCAAACCCCAAACUUUACACUUCUUUCUUUCCUCUUGUCUCUCUCUCUUUCUUUCCAUCUGUUGAAUCAAAUGGGUUCCUCUGUUCCUCUCUUCACUACCACCAUACUCUUCAUCCUCUCUCUCCUCCUCAACGCCAACCCUUCUUUAGCUAACCCAGAGCUGAGAACUCUAAUGGAGCUCAAGGCAGCUCUUGACCCAGAUGGCAAGCUUCUCUCCUCAUGGAGCAGUGAAGGAGACCCGUGUAGUGGGAGCUUUGAAGGAGUUGGAUGCAAUGAGUUUGGUAAAGUUGCUAACAUUUCUUUACAGGGAAAAGGACUCUCUGGUUUUCUAUCUCCAGCUCUUUCUCACCUCAGGAACUUGUCUGGGCUUUACCUUCACUAUAAUGCUCUCAAAGGGGAGAUACCAAAGGAGAUUGCUAACCUCACUGAGUUGGUUGAUUUGUAUCUUAAUGUUAAUAACCUCCUUCAAGUUCUGCAGCUUUGCUAUAAUCAGCUAACAGAAUGCAUGCCGACCCAGCUGGGCCUUCUGAAGAACCUGAAUGUUCUAGCUUUGCAAUCCAAUCAUCUGACUGGUGCUAUUCCUGCAAGCUUAGGAGAUUUGAGUCAGCUAACAAGGCUUGAUUUGAGCUUCAACAGGCUCUUUGGUUCAAUCCCAGUGAAGAUAGCUCAACUCCCUCGGCUCCUAGUACUAGAUAUUCGAAACAACACACUUUCGGGCAAUGUGCCUUCAGAGUUACAGAGGCUAAACGGAGGAUUCCAGUAUGGGAACAACACCGGUCUGUGUGGAAUUGGAUUCUCAACCCUUCGUGUUUGCACUUCGGCUGAUCUCAUAAACCCUAACAGGCCUGAACCAAUCAGUCGAGACCCGAAUGCGCUCAAACCGCUACAAAUUCCUCAAUCAGCUAAUCUUAAUACUCAGUGCAAUACAACCCACUGUUCAAACAAUUCAAAAUCUAAUGCAGUAACUGUUACUGUAGGAAUCACUGCAGUUUUAGUUGCUGGAAUGAUUUCUGGUUUAUUAACUUUUGCUUGGUACCGUCGUAGAAAGCAAAAGAUAGGUAGUUCACUAGAGAUUUCUGAUGGAAGAUUGAGCACUGAUCAGCCAAAGGAGUUGACUCGAAAGAGUGCUUUGCCAUUAAUUAGCCUUGAGUACUCAAAUGGAUGGGAUCCUUUGGCUGAUGGAAGAAGUGGAAUUGGGUUUUCUCAUGAGGUUUCUCAAAGCUUUAGGUUCAAUCUAGAAGAGGUCGAGUGUGCAACUCAGUACUUUUCGGAGGUUAAUUUGCUUGGAAAGAGCAAUUUCGCCUCGACUUAUAGAGGGAUAUUGAGGGAUGGGAGUGUUGUCGCUGUGAAGAGCAUUAAUAAGACAAGUUGCAAAACUGAGGAGGCUGAUUUUUUGAAGGGAUUGAAGUUGCUGACCGUGAUAAGGCACGAGUAUCUGGUGGGAUUGAAAGGGUUUUGUUGUUCAAGGGGAAGGGGGGAGUGUUUUCUUGUUUAUGAUUUUGUUGAAAAUGGGAGCUUAUCACAGUAUCUAGAUGUGAAGUGUAAUGAGAAGGGAAGGGUUCUCGAGUGGCCUGUUAGGGUUUCCCUCAUCAGAGGAAUUGCAAAAGGCAUUGAGUAUCUACACAGCAACAAAACACACAAGCCUCCUCUUGUCCACCAAAAUCUCUCAUCAGACAAAGUCCUCAUCGACCACCACUUUGCUCCCAAACUCUCUGGCUCCGGACUGAACAAACUCUUAGCCGAUGAUGUUGUCUUCUCAACUCUCAAAGGCAGUGCAGCAAUGGGAUACCUAGCCCCAGAAUACACCACCACUGGCCGCUUCACUGAAAAGAGCGAUGUCUAUGCCUUUGGAGUCAUUGUUUUCCAAAUCCUCACGGGCAAAACACGGGUCACUCAUUUAAGACUUGGUGCAGAAUCUGGCAAGCUCGAUGAUCUAAUUGAUGAGAACCUCACUGGUAACUUUUCUAAGCAGGAGGCAGCGAAACUAGCGAGCAUCGCGUUGGUUUGCACUAGUGAAGCUCCGAGCCAGAGGCCGAGGAUGGAGGUAGUGCUCAAGGAAUUGAGCAGCAAUUAGCUCAGAUUGCAAUGCGCUGUUGCAACUAACAUUUAGUGUACGCUAAUGGACUAUGAUAACUCUUGUAGCCUGUAACCGUUAGUUUUGAACAUUUUUAGUGCAUUUGUACCUUGUGAUGAUGCAGCUCUUGAUGUAGCAACAAUAUCCAAAAUUCCAUGGACUCAUGGAUGUGCCUGAUGGAGGGAGAGAGAUUAUGUUUUGGGACUAUUAGACAACAUGUGAAUGUCUCUUGUCUUUCCGUGUUUGGAUGAAUGGGUGAAAAUUACUGUAUUACCGUGAAGUUUGAAUGGGGAAUCCUUCUGUAGCUGUCA
This is a messenger RNA of Asparagus officinalis (garden asparagus), 2460 nucleotides long. Its product is annotated as LRR receptor-like serine/threonine-protein kinase GSO2. Gene Ontology annotation, biological process: protein phosphorylation. The coding region runs from base 146 to 2149 and encodes 667 amino acids. Gene Ontology annotation, molecular function: ATP binding; protein kinase activity; protein binding. Lineage: Eukaryota; Viridiplantae; Streptophyta; Magnoliopsida; Asparagales; Asparagaceae. The transcript is spliced from 4 exons. The record is from RefSeq and is a predicted model, not a curated record.